AUGGCAGCGCUUUCACAAGCAAACCCUAGCUCCAUCUCCACCGCAUCCGCCCACCCAACGUCUCCUUCAGAUUCACCCCAAACUGAUCUACCCAAACUCGAAUCCGAUCCUGCGCCCCACCCCGAAUCCCUAAUUCGAGAAUCCCCUGAUCCACCGAAACCAGAGGAAAAUUCCCCAAAUGAGAAAUUGUCGGACGAUUCGGCCAAAGAAGGGAUCGGCGGCGAUGGAUUAGGAGAGGAGGAAGAAGAAGGGGAGAAGAACAAAGAGGAUAUUGUGGAGAAAUGCGUUCAGUCGACUUUGGCGUUGAGGAAGUGUAUGGAGGCGCAUUCCGAUUACUCUGCACCGCUGCUCGAUGCGGAGGAGGGGGUGAUGAAGCAGCUAGAGGAGGAAGAGAAAUCGGAUGAUGCUGACAAGAAGGAAUCGCCUUGA
Molecule: messenger RNA, 429 nt
Organism: Salvia hispanica
Lineage: Eukaryota; Viridiplantae; Streptophyta; Magnoliopsida; Lamiales; Lamiaceae
Source: RefSeq, a predicted model, not a curated record